Messenger RNA from Pantherophis guttatus, 2750 nucleotides. The record is from RefSeq and is a predicted model, not a curated record. NCBI's taxonomy places the organism in Eukaryota, Metazoa, Chordata, Lepidosauria, Squamata, Colubridae.
UACAGUAUACCAUUUCAAACUCCUCUGAAUGCAAUUCAGCAAUUCAUUCUGAUUUUGCAAGACCCAAAUAUUUCAGGGGGAGGAGGGGAGGGGAUCUGGUUAAGGAUCUGUUGACCACUCUCUUUCCAGAGAAUCCCGAAUAUAAAUCCAGAGACCUUCCUGGAUGUGCCAAUCACAGGCCUUCUCUUUCCCUUCUGUCCUUCUAGCCGCAAAGCUCUGGAUUUCUCCUCCAGAUGCCCUGGAAGGGAACUCCGUCAAUCUGACCUGUGCCGUUGACUCGGACGCUGUCGGGGACAUGCGCUACAUCUGGUUUAAGAACAACGAGUGGUAUGCAGAAGGCUUGGUCCGGACUCUGGUGUUACACCAGGCUACCAUAGAAGAUGCCGGGACCUACUACUGCACCGUCCAGACCCGAGAAAGGAUGCGCAAUUCCUCCUUAAGCACCCUGAAUGUCCUCUAUCCACCCAGGAAUGUGCUGGUCAAGUCCUUCUUGGAGAUCCAGAAAGGGCAGCUGGCGAUCAUCUUGUGCACCGCUGAGAGCAACCCUCCUUCCGUGCUGUCCCUUCGCCGUGCUGACCAAGUCUUGGCGUCCAGCUCCUCCAAAGUCCGUGGGGUGCCAGGCCAGAAGCUGAGGGCUGCUUCCUCCCCAAAUUCCUUGAGGCUGGAGAUCCGAGACGUCAACCUGAAGGACGAAGGGAGCUACGAGUGUUGGGCGAGGAACUCUCUUGGCCAAGCCCAGGCGUCUUUCAACCUCUCCGUGGAGACUCUAAGGCUGGUGAUUGAGCCCGCCCCAGAUGUGCACGAAGGACAGCGUGUCUCUCUGAUCUGUGAAGAUGCCAACUUCCAAGCGUCAGCCCUCUACACCUGGUACAAGGAUGCCAGGUGGUUGGGAGAAGGUCCGGCCACCUCCUUCCUGCUCCGAGCUGUUACUCCCCGGGACAUGGGAUCCUACUCUUGUCAGGCUCAAGACGAAAGGGGCACCAGGAUGUCUCCACCCGUCGCUCUCUAUGUGCACUACGAGCCCAAGAAGGUCACCCUCACCUCAUUCCUGGAAAGCCCCUCGGGCCACCAGGCCGUCCUGCAGUGCGCCGUGGAGAGCUAUCCGCCCGCUGAGCUGACGCUCCACCGAGGAAACGUGAUGGUGGCGGCUUCCAGCAGGCUCUCAGGGAACUUGCCCGCUCAACGGUACGUCGUUCACGCCUCUCACAACGUCCUGAAAGUGGAGAUCCAGAAGGUCCUUCAGGAGGACGAAGGACAAUACCGCUGCCUAGCUAAGAACGCCUACGGGACCUCUGCCGCCUCGAUACACUUCAGGGUGCCGAGUGCAAGAAUCACCAUCGACCCAUCGCCAGAUGUCCACGAAGGCGCUCCGGCCAACCUGACCUGUGAGAUUGCCAGCCGGGUGGUGGAGCCCAUGAACUACACCUGGUACAAGAACAGCCGGUGGCUUUGGGAUAGUCCCGAUGGCUCCCUCCUCUUGAGCCGAGUGACCAGGGAUGACACCGGGGCCUACCACUGCCAGGCAACCGGAAGGACGGGAAGUCUGACCUCAGCCUUUGUCCAGCUGAAGGUGCAGUAUGCACCUGAACGCCCCUCCUUGAACGCUUACCUGGACAUUCAGAACGGGAAGUUGGCUAUCAUCACCUGCCAAGUGGAGAGCCACCCACCUUCCACGCUGGCCCUGUACAAAGGAGGGCAACUCCUGGCUGCCACCAAAAGCUUCUCACUAGUUCGUCAGCGUUUCCACACCUUCUACUCGGAUAACCGUUUGAGACUGGAGAUUCAGGACAUCACAGAAAAAGAUUCAGGGGAUUUUGUGUGUAAAGCUAACAACACCUUCGGCAACGCAACCAGCAGCAUCGCCUUCAAUGCCGGACUGCUCACUAAACUGACCAUCUUCAAGAUCUUGGCUUGGAACAGCCGUUGCCUUGGUCUGCAUAGCUGCUCUGGCCGGCCUGGUCUUUGGCAUGAAAACGAACGGAUCCCGGAUAUAUCAAAAGUGGAUCACGUGGACGAAAAAGAAGAGCCGCCAGGAAGAAGUGCAGCAGGAUGGAAACCGAGAAGAAGCCAUUCAGUUGAAUGGAGAGAGCCCAGAUACUCCUCCCGCCGGACGGUUCUGCUUCUCCUACAGAAGGCUACCCUGGAGGGCUGGCGCGGUCCCGAAAGAGGCUGCGUCUGAAUCCAGCUGCACGAGCACCUUGUGAGCGUACCGAGAAGACCUGCAGAUGGGUGCACAAGGAGGCCCAACCUGGGCUGAUCAGGCUGGACAAGGAGGGGAGAGGGAAGCUCUCCUUGUCUGAAGACCUUUCAAACCUUGAGUUCAGCAUUGUCCAGGGACUCUCUUGGCCUCCCUCUCCAGCACAACAGUGUUGGCCAAACACGACAGUUUUCACCCAUGUAAAAAUGCCCACAUCCAAAUUCAACCGUUGGGUCCAGCCUUGAAGCACCACGCUAGAAAACUGGAGGCUGUGAGUUGUAGCAUCGUCUUGGAAACCGGCUGGGUGACUUUGGGCCAAUCACCAGGAGACUAGUGUGAGUUCUAGUUCUGCCCUUAGGCACGAAAGCCGGCUGGGUGACUGAGCCAGUCCCCCUUCUCUCUCUUUUUCUCUUUUGGUCCAACCUACCUCACAGGGGGGUUGUUGUGGGGGGGGGGGCAAAUAGGAGGAGGAAGACGUGUUGGUAAUGUUCAGUGCCUUCUUUGGAAAAAUAAUAAAGGUGGGAUACCAACAAAUAAAAACAGAGAUGAUUCA